AUGGCAGAAGAGCCUCAGCCUUUUCCAUGUUCCUCCGCUUCAGGAGAGUCUGAGACCCUUGACCCCGUACAGGACUACCCUGAUGUGGUUCCAGAAGCAGUUCGGGGUCCAUCUUUGAAUUUCUGUGGCCAGCCUGCUCGUUGGAUCGAGGGCACCACUUCUCACAGGAAUGAAAUUGGCAUUGCUACCCGGCUCUCCUUUGAGGCUUUGACUGGUAAGAAAGCUGAGAAGUCCCUGACGGUGAGCAAUGACGGCACAACUGCCAUCUGGUACGACUGGAUGAGGCUUCCCCUGCAGAUUCCCUCCAGACAAACGGAGAGGAUAAGGAUGCCGUGUUUUUACUUUGAUAUCAGAUCAGGUGUAAUUUUGCCUGGAGAAACUAGGAAGUUUUCCGUUAUUUUCAAGUCAGAGAGAACAGGCAUUUUCAGUGAAUCCUGGGAAUUUAGGACACAUCCUCUGUUAUUAGGAGGAGCUCUGCUGCAGGUGACCUUUUGGGGAAUGGCUGUGUACGAGGAUAAAUUGGCUGACGUCAGAAAGAAACUGGAGAUGGACCUGGCUGCUAAAGAACGUGUUGCUGUAGUAGAGGAUAUUCUGAAGAAACACCUGGAAGAACUUCGGGUCCCAGAGUGCACCCCGUCUCCCAUGGGUGCCCCUAUCACAGAGGAAGAGUUGUUCCAGAAGAAGAAUCCUGGGUUCUUUUAUCAGCAUGGAGUGGUAAAGCAGCUGCAUGACCUAUGGAGACAGCACAUGACUGUUCCUUCAGCCUUUGAGGAGAAAGUGCCCUCGGGCCUGAAGAGCACUGCAGAGGACACCCAGUGCCAGGAGAGUGCCUCAGAGGCUCUCUCUGCUCAGAGCAGCACCACAGAGGUCCCAGGUCGGAAGAACACACUAGAGGAGGCUCCAAGUCAAACAGUGAUUGUGAAGGAGGAAGACCUAGGCCCCUCAGGAUGGAACCUUUCCUUGGUGGACUUUAAGCAGGUGAUCCCCCCUGCUAUAAAGUCGAUCCCCAGGGAGGAGCAGCGAGAAGAAGCACUGGCCCAGCUCAAUAAGGCAGCGCUGGAGCUGCUUGUUGAACCGAGGCCAACUCAGUCAGACCAUUCAACCCUUUCCUAUCGCAUCUGUCUCCAGCUGUGGCGUGAAACAAUUGAUAAUAUGGUGAGUCACUCCAUGAGGCUGAGAUCCCUGCUCGGCUUGCCUGAGAAUAACACCUAUGCAGAUGAUGUUCCAGAGGAAACAGGGGAAGUAACGCAGCCGAUAAAAGAAGGAAAAGGAGACAGAAUCACCAUUAGGAAAGAAGAGAGGUCAUCGAGUGUUAAGGAUGAAGAAGGUGAAAAAAGAACAACAGAGACAGCAGGGAAAGAAAAAGAGGAACAUCCAAGCAGCAGAAAGGUAAAAGAUGAGAAAAAGCUGAAAUCUUCCACUUCAUUGCAGGAGGUGGAAGAGGGAGCAGAGGCUGUGGAAGCUGUAACUACAGAUAGAGCAGGAUCUCCUGAGGAGCAGGUGGACCCUGUUUUGUUUCGGCAAUACCAGGAAAAACUUUAUAUUGGAGUUUAUGGGCUGCUGAAAUCCAUGGUGAACAGAAUGGUUGUUUUGUUUGAGGACCUCAAGGAAUAAGGUGCUCUUAAGUGGGAGAGUGAAGCCCUUU
Antrostomus carolinensis (chuck-will's-widow) is the source of this 1645-nucleotide messenger RNA. It is a transcript of the gene MYCBPAP, whose product is annotated as MYCBP associated protein. The record is from RefSeq and is a predicted model, not a curated record. The annotation marks the transcript as partial. The transcript is spliced from 11 exons. NCBI's taxonomy places the organism in Eukaryota, Metazoa, Chordata, Aves, Caprimulgiformes, Caprimulgidae.